This is a messenger RNA of Heteronotia binoei (common prickly gecko), 1173 nucleotides long. RefSeq names its product keratin, type II cytoskeletal 1-like. The record is from RefSeq and is a predicted model, not a curated record. The coding region runs from base 1 to 1173 and encodes 390 amino acids. Gene Ontology annotation, cellular component: keratin filament. NCBI's taxonomy places the organism in Eukaryota, Metazoa, Chordata, Lepidosauria, Squamata, Gekkonidae. The transcript is spliced from 7 exons. Gene Ontology annotation, molecular function: structural constituent of skin epidermis. Gene Ontology annotation, biological process: keratinization; intermediate filament organization.
AUGUGUCAGCCAAUGGGAGCCACGUGCACGGUCAGAGGAAACAACACCAGCCAGAGUUUCCAUAACUUUGGUGAGAGGCAAAGAAUUUCCUGCUGUGCCGGUCACCAUUUCCAAGGUUCUGACUGCAGCUGCAGAUCCAACGGCGGCAUCCGUGAGGUUUGUGUUAACAAGCAUCUCUUGCAACCUCUUUUUCUGGGGGUCGACCCAAAUGACCAUCGUAUCAAAGCACAUGAAAUGGAGCAGAUAAAGGCCCUCAACAAUCAGUUUGCCUGCUUUAUUGACAAGGUUCAGUUCUUGGAACAGCAGAACCAGAUGUUGCGCACUAAAUGGCAUCUGCUACAAAACCAGAAUAUCCCAGCAGUGAAGAAAGAUCUGAAGCCACUCUGUGAAAAUUACAUCACCAACCUGAGGAGGAAACUGGACCUUGUCUUGUGUGAGAAGAACAAACUUGAGAUCCAACACAAAGGCAUGCAGAACCUUGUUGAGGAGCACAGAACCAAGUAUCAAGAAGAACUGAACAGGCGAACAAAUGCAGAGAAUGCUUUUGUCGUGCUAAAGAAGGAAGUUGAUGCUGCAUUUAGAUAUCGGAAGGAGCUAGAAAUGAAGCAGGACUUGUUGAAAGAAAAUCUUGAUUUCUUGAGAAUUUUCUAUGCAGAGGAAAUUGCGGCAUUGAAUCGUCAACUCUAUGACACAUCCGUUGUUCUCAAUAUGAACAAUAGCCGUCGCCUGAACAUGGACAGCCUCAUUAAGAGCAUUGAAUGCUGGUAUCAGACCAUUGCACAGAGGAGCAAAGAAGAAGCUAAUCUCUUCUAUCAGAACCAGAUUCAGAACCUUCAGAAUCAAAGUUGCCAAUUCCAUGAGAACCUCAAAAGAAACAACUCUGAAAUUGCAGAGCUGAACAGGAUGACCCAAGUAUUGCAGUGCCAGGUGGAUAAUGAGAAGAAAAAGGUUGCUUCUCUACGUACUGCCAUUAGCACCACUGAACAACAUGGUGCCUGUGCUGUUAAAGAGGCCCAGGCUAAUUUCACGGAGCUUCAGACUACCCUGCAGAAUUCCAAAGACAAACUGGCUGCCCUCUUGCGGGAUUACCAUGACCUCAUGAAUACCAAACUGGCCCUUGAUAUUGAGAUUGCCACCUACAAGACAAUGCUGGAGGGUGAAGAGAAGAGGUGA